AUGGAUGUAUCCGAGUUGGAAGUGUACAAGCAGCAGCUCUCGCAGGUGAGCACGGCGCUGCAAAGCGAUGGUGCCAACCAAGAUCUUAUAGAUCUGCGCAACGAGCUGUCAAAUCUGAUUCGUCUUACGCAGUCGCACGCCUCCUGCUCCUCGAGCGCAGCACGCACGCAUCGAUGCGAGCCCCUGCCAUCGUCGUCCUGGUCUCACACUCACUCCAGCGACUCGGUCGAACAAAACUCAUCGCGGUCCAUGUUUCAAGUGGCUCACCACGUGUCAGCUCGAUACGCGCCAGACAACCACCGUGCUGCUGUUCUGCAUGACACCGAUUGCGCACCGUAUACAGCGUAUGGCCACCAACAAGUGUUGCAGGAAAACCACAUUCAUCCACCACCACUUGAGUCUAACAACAUCGACGCUCCUCCUCCUCCUCCUCCUCCUCCUCCAGUGCCGUUUUCAACCGAAGCAACGCGCGCACCACCACCUCCUCCUCCUUCUCUUGCUGCCAUAGACGAAAGAGCACAACGCAAACAUCGGAAUGAAAAGAAACUUGCUCGGCGAGAACACAAAUCUGCGGUUCAGCAGCAGAAAGCCAGCUCGUGGCUUAAAUUUGCCUCGCAAGCAUCCAAGAACAAGGCGCUGAAACCAAGCAUCUUCAGCACCAGCGACGAUCCGUACGCCAAAGUUGGCGUCAACAAGCGUGCCCACGCGCACGCGAAUCCACCAGACAAACAUGCUCCAGCUUAA
Mycosarcoma maydis (corn smut) is the source of this 744-nucleotide messenger RNA. RefSeq lists its product as uncharacterized. The coding region runs from base 1 to 744 and encodes 247 amino acids. The transcript has a single exon. Lineage: Eukaryota; Fungi; Basidiomycota; Ustilaginomycetes; Ustilaginales. The record is from RefSeq and is a predicted model, not a curated record.